Messenger RNA from Clarias gariepinus (North African catfish), 2132 nucleotides. Its product is annotated as polymeric immunoglobulin receptor-like. The transcript has 10 exons. Gene Ontology annotation, molecular function: transmembrane signaling receptor activity. Bases 788 to 1594 code for a protein of 268 amino acids. Lineage: Eukaryota; Metazoa; Chordata; Actinopteri; Siluriformes; Clariidae. Gene Ontology annotation, cellular component: plasma membrane. The record is from RefSeq and is a predicted model, not a curated record.
ACACUUAUCCCUUCUGUCUCUGACUUUCUCUGUUAAAAUGAUUAGGAGAGAUAUAUUGUAAAAUUAAGGUAUCCUAUCGUUUUACGCUGCAUAAUUUAUCAUUGCCAGAUUGGACUUUUUGAAGCAAACAACCAUCAUACUGUCUGCCAUCUUGACAGUGUAUUUGGUAUUUAAUCGGUUUAACUGGUCAGUCACUAAAUUAAACACACCGCGGUUUUAGACUACACAGUAAGCUUAGCAGGAAGAGGAACUGCUUGAGACGCUACUGACAGUAACAACUUUUCCGAGAAGCAGGAUGCAAGAAAACCUCACAUUUUAUUCAGCAUCAAAAACAAUUCUAACAUGAGCUUAUUUACCAUUUUUAUUCUCACCAUUUGCUGUAAGUAUAUUUCUUAUAACCUCUUUCAUUAUAUUAUGGAUUUUUGUGCAGAAUAAAUCUAUGAAUUUAUGUGCAUAAUAAAUCAUUCCUAAAAUAUUGAAAUAAUUUAUUAACCUUUAGUAAUGUCUUGUAAUAUCAAAUAUCACAUAUUUUAUUUUCACUGAGUAAUAGUAGUGUUUUUCUGUUCUGUGUGCAGGUGUUGCCAGUCAGGCAUACAGGCAUUUUAAUGUUAAAAGUGGAGCAUCUGUCACUAUCCCAUGUGCUUAUGAUAGGAAGUAUGUAAAGUAUAAGAAAUACUGGUGCUCUGGUAGAGACUACACUUCCUGCACAAUUCAGGCGUAUAUCAAUCAAACAAAAGGAAAAGUGACAGUGACUGAUAACCCAGCUGAAAGUCUCUUUUCUGUGACUAUGAAUAAUCUCCAGGCAGGAGACACUGGACGGUACUGGUGUGCUGUAGAGAUAUAUGUAUUACCAGAUGUUAAUGAAUAUCUUUAUAUCACAGUAAAACCAGACCCUGAUCUGUCUGUGAAGGAGAGCAGAGUGAGAGGUGAGGUAGAAGGCAGCAUCACAGUCCAGUGUCUUUACAGAGAGGCAUAUAAGGAUAAACAGAAGCAGUGGUGCAGAUUCAAAGACAAGAACUGUAACACAUUUAGGGACUCUAAAGCAUCCCAGAAUUCAGCAGUGCAGCUCAUAGAUGAUGGAAGAGGAUCAUUUAGUGUGGAGAUGAGUAGACUGAAGAAGAGUGAUGCUGGCUGGUACUGGUGCAGUGCAGGGGAUCUGCAGGUUCCUGUUCACAUCAGUGUCCGUGAUCCACCUCCCGUUGUGACUAAAACAGUGACUACAACCACUCACCAUGUCAGUAUUUACAUAUCUGUUCCAGCGCACAUUUCAGCAGCACAUGCGACUACAGUUUCUGUCAGUGAGGAAACCACUGGGAGCAAGACCUUGAAGAUCUGGUACCUGAUUUUCUUUUUUCUUCUACUGGUGAUACUGAUCAUCAUCAUAUGCAUGCUAAGAAUGAAAUGCAAAUUUUUAAAAGCAGAGGAUCAAAUUAGGACCAGAACAAGGAGCAAUGACACCACUCUUCAUACCUUUUCAGCAUCUAAAGAGCAGGACGUUACCUACCUAAAUUUUACUUGCAAGAAUAAAACUGUGUCUCCAAAUGAUGAUGAUGAUGAUAAGAUCAUCUACAGCUCUGUGGUUUGCCGGAGCUGAUUUUUCAUGGUGAAAGAGUUUAUCCUGAUUCCCUUGGAUGCCUAGAAAAGGCCAGCACAACUAAAAGCUGUUCACAUGCGGCAGAGCCAAACAGAGCUUCUUAAUGGCUGGAAAGCAGCUGUCUGUGGCACAAACAAGAGAAUCAUCUUCCUCUUUAUAUGACCAGCAGCCUUAUGUUGUCUAGUACAGACAGUAAUUCUGGAGAUUACUUUGGCUUGAGGUUGCAAUGUGGAAAUUCACUUUGAAAGCUGGCUGUUCUAUUGUUGCAAACAUGCUGUAGAUACUGUAAAUAAAAUUAUGAAAGUAAAUUAAUAUGAUGACAAGCUUGUCAAGAGUUUUCUGUUAGACAAGAUGCACAAGUGAUAGAUGCACAUCUGACAUGCUGGCAGGCUUAUUUGCUGAGAGUUUGUUUUGCUGUGGUUUUUCGAAGACUUCCUGCUGUCUCAGUUUUGUCGUGAUACUGGUUCUCAUUAACCCUAAAGAAUAAUACAAAUAUUUUUCUAUGUAAUCUGAAAAAUCUCACAACUGUCAGAAUUAU